UAAUGACCAUGUUAUUAUCAACAUCACGGAGCUGGCCAGUGUUGACCGCUCCAUCCUCAUCCGAUCAAUCCCCGUCGUAGAUUUUAACUCUGGGAACUUUGAGGAUAGCGUCGAAUGUGUCGUUUGCCUCUCUGAGAUCGUCGACGGAGACAAAGCCAAGGUUUUAGCGAGCUGUGAACAUUGGUUUCACGCCCAUUGCAUCGACGCGUGGCUUGAGUCGCAAGCUACUUGUCCUAUAUGCAGAAAGAGAGUACACCUAGAGUGCCAAAUUAACGAGCCAAGUUCCAGCAAUCUAACUUGUUCUGAUGAGCAUCCAGCAGAUAUGACGGCGGUUGUG
This is a messenger RNA of Eruca vesicaria subsp. sativa (arugula), 337 nucleotides long. NCBI's taxonomy places the organism in Eukaryota, Viridiplantae, Streptophyta, Magnoliopsida, Brassicales, Brassicaceae. The record is from the annotation of a GenBank genome assembly.